CGUGCAAACUGCUAAAUAUAUAUUAAUCUAAAUUGGCGUUAUGGUAUAUCUAAACUUUAAAUUGGUAUCAUCUGACAAUCGUAAAGCAGUGGUUCUGUACAUAGACCGUGGCACAUUGCUUAAAUUCGGUAAUAUGAAGAACUGCUAAAUUAAAAAGAAAAGAUCGCGAUGACACCCAUUAGAUCAGUGCUAGAAAAGAAGGACGGCAGCAGGGCUAAUCAGUAUUUGGCUGGGAUAAGUGCUUGCAUCGCCCUCUUCACCGCAGGCAUCCACGUGGGCUGGCCGGCGCCAUCCUUAAAAAUAAUCCUCUCCACGGAAUACCCCUUCCGGAUAAGCGAAGACGAGGGCUCCUACAUAGUCAUCACCAGCUGCCUAGGGCACAUCGUCGGCGCCAUGACGGCGUCAGCUCUAGCCGACACCAUCGGCAGGAAGUGGGCUCUGCUCUCGAUAUCCCUUCCCCAACUGGCCGCCCUGAUGAUGAUCUGCACCUCCUACCACACGAAAUACCUCCUCUACUGCGCCAGGAUAAUAGGUGGUAUAAGUGAGGGGGCCGUGCUGGCCGUCCUGCCCACCUACAUGGCGGAAGUGGCGGAACCGGAAAUACGUGGGUUCCUCGGGACGUUCAUGUCCUUCGUGUUCGUCCUUGGCGUGCUCUUCGUUAACAUUGUUGGUUCCCACUUGGACAUCUACACCACGGCGUUGAUCGGCAUGAUCUUUCCCGUCCUGUACUGGGUGGUUUUCAUAAACUUCCCAGAGACUCCCUACUAUUACUUCAUGAAAGGAAGACCGGAACAGGCCGUUAAGAGCUUGAAGAUCCUGAGGAGGAAGAAUAGUGUCUGGAAAGAAGCGGAGAGUUUAUCAGCUGACGUCGACAGGCAAAUGUCGGAAUCUGGGGGGUACCUAGAUCUAUUCAGGGUGUCUUCCAAUCGUAAAGCGUUCUUCUUAGUUGCUGCAGCUAGGAUUUUCCAGCAGCUUACCGGAGCUUCGGCUUACGGGCUCUAUUGUCAACUGCUCAUAGGAGGAUCCACCAAACUCUCCCCAGUACUGGGUUCGUGCUUGCUCAUGGUCACCCAGCUGACGGUGAUAUGCGUUUCUUCCCUCUUCAUAGACAAGAUUGGAAGGAAACCACUCUUUACUCUCUCCUCAGGACUCAGCUGCCUCGUUCUGUUCAUCCAAGCUUCAUUCUCCAUCCUCAAAACCUACUCCGGCUUGGACCUGUCAUUCAUGCACUGGUUUCCGGUGCUGGUAAUGGUGUUCUUCGUUUCUUUCUUCACCAUGGGUCUUGGGGUGGGUCUUAACAUCUUCGUUUCGGAGAUAUUCUCUUCCAGUAUUAAGGCAAAGGCACUGUCUUUGAGCAGUAUAGUGUACUCUUUUUCCAUGAUGGCCAGCAUCAAGUACUACCAGUAUACUGCGGAUAAUUACAGUUUGGCGGUGACUUUCUACACAUUCGCGUUUUGUACUUUAAUAGGCACGUUCUUCUUCAAGUUUUUCCUGCCAGAAACCAAGGGUAAGACCCUGGAAACCAUCCAACAGGAGCUGAAGGGGAGGAAGAAGAAAAUGCCUUUUCGCGCUCAGUCUUAACGGUUUGUAACGUUUAUUUAAUAAAUUUUUUUAAUCGUA
Messenger RNA from Anoplophora glabripennis (Asian longhorned beetle), 1620 nucleotides. RefSeq names its product facilitated trehalose transporter Tret1-2 homolog. NCBI's taxonomy places the organism in Eukaryota, Metazoa, Arthropoda, Insecta, Coleoptera, Cerambycidae. The coding region runs from base 169 to 1581 and encodes 470 amino acids. The transcript is spliced from 3 exons. Gene Ontology annotation, biological process: transmembrane transport. Gene Ontology annotation, cellular component: membrane. The record is from RefSeq and is a predicted model, not a curated record. Gene Ontology annotation, molecular function: transmembrane transporter activity.